UGUGUGUGUGGAGGGGUACUGCCUCCCCCAGAGGUGCUGGGUGCUGCAGCCCAGGCUGGGGCUGGGGCUGGGCAGUGCCAAUGCUCCUGCUGGCACCAACCCCCCAGGGUCCUGGCUGGAGGGUCUUGCCCCUACGCUCAACCUCAGCCCCACACCGCACUGGGGCAGGAAGGGAUUUCCUCCCCUGCUCAGACUGGUCUGCACUGGGGGGUUUUGCCUUCCUCUGGUUGCCUUGGCCUGGGCUCUUUGCAGCGUCCCUGAUUCCCCUGGCAGCAGCAGGACAUUGGCUGUAGCCCCCCUCUAUACCGGGGCAGGGGUGAUACCUGGGGCUGUGUCAGGGUGACUGGUGUGGCACACUUAGUCACACGCGGGGUCUGUCUAGGGGGGUGGGGGUUGGACGGGGCUAAUCCUGCCUCAUGCAGGGUUUGGGUGAGAUGUGUCCCCUGCAAUCCCUGCCAGCCCCGCUUCCCCAGGGCACCCCCAGCCCUGCCUCUCCCUGCCCCCCAUCACGUCCCCUCUAACAGCUGUGCAGGGCCGGGCGCUGCUGGCCAGAGCCACGUCCUUUUAUCUGCGUUUUGGGCCGAGCUCCCGAGUCACGCGGCUCCCCAGAAUAGCGCAGGCUGCGACCCGACACUUCUGGGCAAGCGGAGACCUGACACCCCCGUGCCUCCCCACCCGCGGUCAGAGCCCCAGCGCCCAGCCCAGGGGCGAGUCGGGCUGGCCCCUGAGCCCUGACCCCCAGCACCCAGUGGCGGCAGCAGUCCUGAGGGUGCCACGCUCCCCUGCCCCGGUGCCAUGGGCAGCUGUGCGCAGACCGGGGGCCGGCAGCCGGCCCGGUGGUAUCCAGACCCCAUCGUGACCAAGAAGGCGGAGGGCCCUGCCUGGGCGUACUGGCAGGCGCUGGUGGAGGGGGACGUGGGCGCCCUGUCCCGGCUGCUCGGCGACCCACAGGCCGCGCUUGGCCCUAACGCCGUCUUCGACACCAGCGACCUGGAGGAGUGGAAGAAUUACCGCUUCAAUUUCCGCUGCCUCCGGCUGUGGUCACUGACCUACGAGCAGGAGCUGACCACGCCGCUGCACAUCACAGCGGGACGCGGCUACGCCGACUGCCUGCGCUUCCUGCUGCUGCGGGGCGCGGCCGUGGACUUUGCGCCCAGCGGCAAGACGGCGCUGCACGAGGCCUGCGCGGCCGCCCACACCGACUGUGCGCGCCUGCUCCUGGGCUUCGGCGCCGACCCGCAGGCCGUGUCCGAGGAUGGCUACCAGCCGUUGCACCUCUGCAAGAGCCCUGGCUCCCUUGAGUGUGCCCGGCUGCUGCUGCAGAGCGGUGCCAGCGUGAGUGUGGCCACGGAGGACGAGGAGGACUCGCCACUGCACGUGGUGGCCCGACACGGCCUGCCCGAGCACGUGGGCCUGCUGCUGCGCUACGGUGCCGCUGUGGACGCUGAGAACGAGGAGGGCCAGAUGCCGCUGCAUGCCGCCUGCGCGCAGCCCCACGGGCCCGAGGACAUCGAGCGCUACUUCGAGGUGUGCCAGCAGCUGGUGGAGCACGGGGCCCGCGUGGACGUGCCCGACCGCGAUCUGCAGCGCCCGCUGCACCUGGCCUGCAAGGUGGCUAAUGCGCGUGUGGUGGAGCUGCUGCUGGACCAUGGCGCCAGCGUCAACAUCAUGAACUACAGCGGCAACACGGCCAUGCACAACGUGCUGCAAGUGGCUGCCUACAAGCUGCUCCACCAGCCUGAGCGCAUGGUGCGCGCCCUGCUCAACCACGGCGCUGUGCGUGUCUGGCCCGGCUCCCUCACCAAGGUGCUGCGGUACUGCCACGCCGCCCCCCGCGUCAUCGAGGCCCUGAUCAACAGCUACGACCGCGUGCGCGUCUCCGACGAGUGGGCAGAGGCCGUUCCCCCCGACACCCUGCAGAAACACCAGGGUUUCUACCAGUCGUUGUUCGCGCUGGGGCAGCAGCCGCGCUCCCUGCAGCACCUGGCGCGUUGCACGCUCCGCACCCACCUGGAGGGCCGGGUGCUGCUGGCCGCGCCGCGCCUGGGGCUGCCCCCCGCCCUGCUCCGCUUCCUGCUGCUCGACUUCGAGGACGUUGUCUACUAAGGGCUGCUGCCCCGUCUGCGCCAGCCUGGCCUGUGUCUGCCCUCCGAGAUGUGCUGUGUGGCUCCUGCUCCUGCCCUCUGUGCCUCUUCCCGCGCCCCCUUUUGUACCACAGGGACUUUGAGGAAUAAACCCUGGUCUUUGCCUAAUCCUCCCUGCCACGGGCUGCGUCCCACGCAGCGCCGGGACCGUGGCCGCCCCCUCCAGCCAGAUGCUUCCUGCCUGCACGGGUGGGGGUGCCACGGAGAGUGAUGGGGACUAGGCCCCGGGCUGGGCGUGCAGAAGGGGGUGGUUUGGCUCA
Messenger RNA from Alligator mississippiensis (American alligator), 2404 nucleotides. RefSeq names its product ankyrin repeat and SOCS box containing 10 (gene ASB10). The coding region runs from base 796 to 2106 and encodes 436 amino acids. NCBI's taxonomy places the organism in Eukaryota, Metazoa, Chordata, Crocodylia, Alligatoridae. The record is from RefSeq and is a predicted model, not a curated record. Gene Ontology annotation, molecular function: protein binding. The transcript is spliced from 5 exons. Gene Ontology annotation, biological process: intracellular signal transduction.